AUGCUUUCGCGGGGUAGAAAGGCUCAAUUGGUGCCGUGUUUCGGUAGCGUAGAGAUCAUGAUGUGUUUCUGGAUCGCGUGUGCCAUUCUAACUCUGGUCGCCUCCCAGCAGAAAUUCUACAUUCAGGGCCGAUAUGGUAAAAGGCAGGAACCACGUACAGAUUCGUUCUUCGUGACAGGAGGCAGGUAUGGGCGCAGCGAAAGCUUGCAGAAGGAGAGCAAAUCGUUGCCAAAGUUUGUCGAACUGGCUCCAAGGGUGGAUCGAUACUACUGGGGCAGUCGAUACGGGAAAAGAUCUCAUCCCGACUAUCGACCAGUCUCGUCUGUCAAUCGAUUCAGCGCCGUGUUGAACUUCAUGGAUCAGGUGAACCUCGAUCGGGAGAACGAGGCGAGCAACGGGAACGAUCUGAAUCUUCUGUCCUAA
Molecule: messenger RNA, 423 nt
Organism: Habropoda laboriosa
Lineage: Eukaryota; Metazoa; Arthropoda; Insecta; Hymenoptera; Apidae
Exons: 2
Coding region: 1-423 (140 amino acids)
Source: RefSeq, a predicted model, not a curated record